This is a messenger RNA of Sphenostylis stenocarpa, 522 nucleotides long. Lineage: Eukaryota; Viridiplantae; Streptophyta; Magnoliopsida; Fabales; Fabaceae. The record is from the annotation of a GenBank genome assembly.
AUGGAACGAGCACUCUGCCUCUCUCUCCUCCUCCUCUUCAUGGCGGCGGUAGCGACGGUGACUGGCGGCGGGGAACACAACCUCACUGCAGGCGGGCUGUCAUGGUCCCCUGCCAUGGAGGAGCCCGAUCUGCCCCGGGCGGCGGAUGACUUCGACUCUGACGGCGGGUUUUCCUCACUCGACGGCAUGCUGCAGUGGGCUAUCAGUCAUUCUGAUCCUGAAAAGUUAAAGGAAUCAGCAGAGACUCAGCAACACCUUUCACCAAUGGAGUUACAGAAACGUCAAUUGGAGAUCAAGGAAAUUAUGGAGAAAAUAAAGAUGCCUUCUGAUGCUGAAUUGAUGAAAGUCGCUAUAGGUGACUUGAAUAAUCUGUCUACAUCCCUGGAAGAUAGGUAUCGUGCUUUAGAGGAGCUUCUUGAGCUUGUUGAGUCGAUAGAUAAUGCAAAUGGUAGGUGUAUAUUCCAUAACGCUUACUCGAGAAUACAAAUGGGAGACCCUGCCAUUGAUUUUACCCGUGUUUAA